Epinephelus fuscoguttatus (brown-marbled grouper) is the source of this 3719-nucleotide messenger RNA. RefSeq names its product sulfotransferase family 1, cytosolic sulfotransferase 6 (gene sult1st6). Gene Ontology annotation, molecular function: sulfotransferase activity. Gene Ontology annotation, biological process: sulfation. Gene Ontology annotation, cellular component: cytoplasm. Bases 712 to 1731 code for a protein of 339 amino acids. The record is from RefSeq and is a predicted model, not a curated record. NCBI's taxonomy places the organism in Eukaryota, Metazoa, Chordata, Actinopteri, Perciformes, Serranidae. The transcript is spliced from 7 exons.
UAGUUACAUUUCUGGGGAAGUGGAUGUCAGGCUACGCCGUAGGUAUGGCAUCGAUUCGACGCAGAAGUAUAAAUCCUGCUUUAUUUUGUUAAAAGUAACAGGGUGAUAUGCAGCCUGUGAAGAAUCUUGUACUGAGUCUCCUUCAGUCUAUAACAUGUAAACGUGGAUCUGAUCUAGUCUACAGCCGCCUGCCAGUCAUUUUCAAUGUAUCUCUUUACCAUUUAAAUAUCUGGCAACUCGUAUGUGUCAGAGGAACUGAAAAGUGAAUAUAAUGAUGAUAAAAACUGUUUUACAUUUUGGUCCUCCAAUAUAAAACUCACCAAAUCACUCACUACAAGGGAGGUUAACAGGAAAGUUUAGCGCAGAAGAUUUAAAACACCCUGUUUGCAGAUAUCCAAAGAAAUAUUCCUUAUUGGUAAUAUCAAUGUCUCUGAUGCUUGGAGAACAGCAAAAUAUAAUCUUAACCAGAUGAUUUCUUGACUUCACUGUUUUCCUGCAUGAGAUACUUAGUAUGCCUUAGCAGCCGCAGGAGAUUAGCAGCACCCUGCAAUGUUGCAGACGCCAGUGAAUGCCAAUCAGAGGUGAAUAUACCACCUGAAAUUGUCUUUUGGAAUAACAAAGUUUACCUUAUCUCACCUCUCUGUUACUCCUACCCACAAACAUGAAAUAAAACAUGUUCUGAAGGGAUUGUACAAAGUAUCUUGGCUGUUAAUGUUUGACAAAGGAUCAAAAGCCAGCCAAGAGAGGAGCAGCAGGGCAGAACCAACGUACCAGUCAACUGAGGUCUCGACAGUAUCAGUCAUGUCAAAGGAAAAACUGCUGUCCUACAGCGCAGCUAUUCAGACAGCAAAUGCCUCCCUCUAUCGCUUCCCUCUCAUCCCAGUCAGAGGAGUUCCUCUCAUGUGCUUGAUCGCUAACAACUGGGACUCCAUCUGGGCUUUCCGUCCUGACCCCUCGGACCUCCUCAUUGCCACCUACCCCAAAGCAGGGACCACAUGGACCCAGGAGAUAGUUGACCUGCUUCUUCACAACGGAGAUGCUGAGGCCUGCAAACGAGCCCCCACACCUGAACGCUGUCCUUUCCUGGAACUCUUCUCCCCACCACCCAUCCCCUCAGGUAUUGAUCUUCUUAACACCAUGGAUCCUCCAAGAGUCAUCAAGACACACCUUCCUUUUCAGUUGGUGCCUCCUGGAUUUUGGGAAAACAAGUGCAAGGUUAUCUACAUGGCACGCAAUGCCAAAGACAACCUGGUGAGUUACUACCACUUUGAUCGUAUGGACCAGACCCAGCCUGAGCCCGGGCCCUGGGAGGGCUACAUAUCCAAGUUCAUGCGAGGAGAGUUGGCCUGGGGCUCCUGGUACGACCAUGUGAAAGGUUACUGGGUGGAGAGAGAGAAGAAGAACAUCCUUUACCUCUUCUAUGAGGACAUGAAAGAGAAUCCUCGGCGUGAAGUGGAGCGCAUCAUGAGGUACCUGGACUUGUCAGUGUCUGAUGAGGUCAUCAGCCGGAUUGUGGAGCUCACAUCCUUUAAGAACAUGAAGGAGAACCCGAUGGCCAACUACUCCUUCAUCCCAGCGACUGUUUUUGAUCGCUCCAUCUCCUCCUUCAUGAGAAAAGGUGAAGUAGGUGACUGGAGAAAUCAUUUCACACCCAAGCAAUCAAAGAUGUUUGAUGAAGAUUAUGAAAAGCAAAUGAAGGGAGUCAACAUACCGUUCAGGACCCUCAUCUAACCAAUUUUGGGUUUCCAAACUGACACAGCUCUGCAAACAACAGACCAAUGAACCAAAGACCGAUGAACUGACACUGCAGCACUCAGAAGGCAAGAAUACUGUCAGAAAAUCUGACGUGCUGAACACCAAAACAGAACAUAAAUAAAAAUAAUUUGAGUCUGGAUGUUAAACACUGUAAUCAUACAAUGAAAGGAUCAAUAAAAAUGUGCUCCACAAAACAAGUGAGUUGGUAGUCAUCACUUGAUUGCAGCUUAUCACGUAAACAAUAUAUAAGACCAAAAGUGUUGUGACUGAGUGGACAUGCCCAUUUUAUGUCAUGAGACCUCCACCAGAGUCUGCAUUGAGAUCAGGAAAUGAGUUUCCUCUGUGGGGUGGCCUGGUUUAGCCUUUGAGAUAGGGUGAGGAGCUGUUGCUCCUUAUGGCUAUGUUGAGCUGGUUCAGUCAUCUGAUCAGGAUGCUUCCUGUUAGAGGUUUUACGGGCAUGUCCAACUAGUGGGAGGCCCUGAACAUGCUAACGAGAUUAUACGUCUCAUCUGGCCCAGGAAUGCUUCAGAUUCCCCCAGGAGGAGCAGGAAAGCAUUCCAUCUGGAAAAUAACUUGCACUCCCAAUGAAAUGUUUCUUGGAAAUAGCAAAUAUCUCCUUUAUGUGCCGGGAGGACAGUAGAGCAUUAUCUUUAUAAGUUGAUUUAUUGAUCCCACUGUUUUUCUCCUCAAAUAGGAGAUGAGUGACUCCCUUCAAGGUUGCAGACUCCAGUGAAUACAACACCUGAAAUUCCCUUUUGGGAUAAUAAGGUCAACCUUAUAUCACCUUUCUGUUAUUCUUACCUACAAACUUAAAAUUAUGCUCUGAAAUUUAAGAAAGGUAAACAGGUCACCUAAGUUUUCUCGGAGACACGGUUUGGAGGGAAUGUACAAAAUAUUAUUGGGUAAAAUAAAUAAAGGAUAAAUGCAAAAACAAAAGAAAUAGAGAUAAAAGUGGUAAAACAUUGAAUCACAUGUUGAAAUCAUACACAAGUUGCAGGCUAAAACUACUCUAUCAUGAAACAUACAUAUUGCUUUUUCUUGACCCUCCCUCAUCUUCCAAACACCAUGCUUAUAGUUUAUAAUGCAUUUUUCCUGCCAAAUAUUUGAAGCCUCAAAACUUUCACUGCCUUGGAAAAGCAGGAAACAUUAUGCAACUGUUUUCACAAGCUGAGUAAAUUGACCUUUAUGUCUAAAAUAAGAGGAAUAAAAAUUACGUCUAUUUUCAAAAUUCAUACAUAAUAUUCCAAUGGUCUACAAAAAAGUUAACAUGGGCAAUUGUUUCCCCAAAUCCAGAAACUAGAGAGCUAAAACUAACUUCAGCUUAGGACUGAAUGUUACAAUCCCUUGAUGCACAUACUUGAGACGAUGUGUGGGAGUAAUAAUGCUGUCUGGGAGUUUCCGAGUGGGACCCAAAGGGUUAAGGUUAAAUGGACAGAAAAGUAGGAAAGAGCAAAGGUAGGUAGACAGUUAGAGUGAGCAUAGGGAAGGCAGAGCCAAGGAGAGACAUCUGUGCAGAAUGAACUCUACACCGCCAGACCGGGCUGUACACUGUACCUCCCCCUACUCCCUUAUUGUGAUGAGGGAAGAGAGAAGAAACUAACAGGAGAAAAACGUACCUAACUUUAAUCGAGGUGGAGUUAAACUGGCCGAUUGUUGUUGACCUUCUAGCACUUGUGAGUGAAAGUUGGAGCCAUGCUGGGGGAGUGGGUGGAAGUUUAGGGAGGGUAAAAUCUUCAUUAGAGUCAUCAAGUGGGUAGCGCCCUUCACUGGUGUUUCCAUGAUAGGCCCACAACACCUCCAGAGGGCUCACUGGCAUCACCUGGCGUCCCAGGUGCACCAGUGCCCCCCCACCACUUAGUGGUGAGUGUGGUGACGGUGAAGUGUUCCCUUCUGCUUCUAUACAGAUUCUGUGAAGCUUCCAUUUCAUUCACCAUUACUCACUGUCUUGGUUCCAUACUGUUGUU